GCUCUCUUAUUUCUUUUUUCUUUCAGGAAAUUCAGUCACCAUGUCGGCUGCACUGUUGCCAAAGCCCCAGAUGCGGGGCCUUUUGGCCAGGAGGAUGAAGUUUCACCUCAUUGGGGCAUUUGUGGUGUCUAUGGGAUCUGCAGUUUUGUACAAGUUUGCAGUUGCUGAACCCAGGAAACAAGCUUAUGCAGACUUCUACAGAAACUAUGAUCCCAUGAAGGACUUUGAAGCCAUGAAGGCAGCUGGUGUGCUUGAGAGCGCACCAGCCAAGAAGUGUUGGUAAGCUGCACCUGCAGAUUCCCUUGCAUUUCAAGAAGACUUGAUGAUUGAACCUUGUUUGUUCACUGAAGUGUAAAGUGCAAUGCACCACAGUGCAUGGCACGCUCUAAUGCAGCUCAAUAAAUAAAAUACAUAUGUCAGU
Molecule: messenger RNA, 421 nt
Organism: Zonotrichia albicollis (white-throated sparrow)
Lineage: Eukaryota; Metazoa; Chordata; Aves; Passeriformes; Passerellidae
Source: RefSeq, a predicted model, not a curated record